AUAAAUAUAUUACACAUCUCCUUAUUUGAACAGUCACUCUUAUCCAAUUUCAUAAUUCUCUUCCAUUAUUGAAACCUUUACCCACCUUUAUUUCAAGAAUCUCUAUUUUAUUGGCCCAAACCAGCACCAUUUUGCCCUUUAUUGCCAAUUGUUUUCCUUUCCUUCUCUCUCUUUCUUUCUUUACUUUAGCUCAAUUAUAGUGAAGAUCAAAUCUUUCAUAAGAAAGAUUUUGUGGGUGUUUCUUGGUUUUUUUCAAGAAAUUGAGAUUUUCUAAGAUUUAUAUUUUGGGUAUUUCUGGGUUUAAGAAAAGAUAUGGCGAGUGCUGCUGCUGGUAUGAUCGGAGGAAAUGGGUGUGUUGGUUCUUCAUCUUCUUGGUUUCAGAUCAAAAGCAGGAGAAAGAAGAACAAUAUGGUUAAAGAAAGAGUUAAAUUUUAUUGUGUUUCUUCUGCUUCUUCUCCAUCUUCUUAUUUGACGGAUCCUUAUAAAACCCUAAAGAUCCAACGUGGAGCCUCUGAAUCUGAGGUCAAGAAAGCCUUUAGGCAGCUUGCCUUGCAGUAUCAUCCUGAUGUAUGCAGAGGAAGCAAUUGUGGUGUACAGUUUAGUCAGAUUAAUGAAGCAUAUGAUAUUGUGAUGAGUAGUUUGAGAGGAGAAGCAGUCGAAUCGGAAAUGUAUGAGCCGUACGAUGAAGGGAGUGAUGAGCCAAUGAGAGGAAUGUACGAUCCAGAUUGGGACAUGUGGGAGGAAUGGAUGGGAUGGGAAGGAGCUGGGAUUCGUGAUUACUCAUCCCAUAUUAAUCCUUAUAUUUAAGAUACAAAUAAAAAUAAUUAAUUGUAAAUAAUGUAAAUUAAGUAUGGCGUUAAACCCACCCACAGUCCCAUAUAAAUAUUAUUUAUAUUUCAACCUUUUAAUUUUUAUUUAAAAAAAAAAAGAAAAGGUUGUGUUUCUCUGUAAAUGGAUGUGGGUUUAAAGAGGUUAUUCUGUGUACAUAAAGUUCCUGAUUUGUGGACAAUUUAUAUUUCUAUGUACCUAUAAUGGUAAAAUGUAGCAUUUAAUUUCUAA
Molecule: messenger RNA, 1059 nt
Organism: Jatropha curcas
Lineage: Eukaryota; Viridiplantae; Streptophyta; Magnoliopsida; Malpighiales; Euphorbiaceae
Gene: J8
Product: Chaperone DnaJ-domain superfamily protein
Source: RefSeq, a predicted model, not a curated record